AUGUCAGAAGGUGUUUCGAUGGAUAUAACGACAGAAGAGGAAAACACUUUUCUUUUUCAUUACCAGCUAAGAAUGCUCAGCACUUGUGAUAAGAUGAACAUUCCUAUCCAGGUACAGAGUACUGUAAUAACGUAUUUUAAGAUAUUAUUUACAAAGAGACGAGUUUUUCACUAUGAUAUGAAGAAUCUUAUUAUGGCAUGCAUUCUUUUGGGAAUGAAAGUAGAAAAUAUUUACAUAACAGCUACACAGAUAAAGGAAAUGUUUAGCUUUGUUGACACACAAUUACUGGCAGAGUAUGAAUUAGAGAUAUGCAAUGCACUAAAAUUCAAUUUAUAUGUACCGUCUCCGCAUUUAAGACUUCUUGCACUGUUUCUUUUGCUUAGGAAUAGAGAAAGCAUAAAUGCAGUGAUUGAUGAAUCUGUGCAAACACAAGAAAUAACUUCUCCAGAUGUUCACUUAAAUUGGGAAACAUCAAUUGAAAAUCUUAAAACAAUUAUGCUAUUGGAUAAUUAUCACACACUAGAUCUUACACAAGUGGCAAUUGCCUCCCUCCCCGUGUCUCCCUCUCUACUGCAGGGAUUCUUUAUGGAAGAUACAUUAAAUGCGGUCGUAGAAAUAAAAAAGCAAAUGAAGCGAAAAGACCUGCCCACACAGACAGAAAUCAACAAGAUUGACCAGAAAAUUAAAACAAUCCAAGCACGUUAUAAAGUAGACCAAGCACAUGCUAAUUGAUUUAUUCAAUGAGUUUUAACAGUUCUCUUUUAUAUUUAGUUGGGUCUUCAUCCCAACUAACCUCUUUUCCAUCGUAUGAUAAUUUUCCAUUACAUCCCUUCUCCUUGAAAUAUUCCUGGAGCGGCUGGAAGGUGGUACACCCUCCCAUUUUAACAAUAAUGUUUUUGUUUCCGACUGUUAACUUAAAGAGAACAGAAUCUGUUCCUAAUUCAAUUACAGA
Molecule: messenger RNA, 952 nt
Organism: Nematocida parisii ERTm1
Lineage: Eukaryota; Fungi; Microsporidia
Exons: 1
Coding region: 1-732 (243 amino acids)
Source: RefSeq, a predicted model, not a curated record